UAUUGGCAUACAGUACGGUGUAAAGUUCAGAGCUUCAACACGUCCGUAGUAUCCGGACUCAUCUGAGAUCGCUCUCUCUCUCUCUCUCUCUCUCUCUCUCUCUCUCAUGGUUUCCGGGUAAUUGCUUCUUUUCGCUUGUACUUGGAUCCUUUUCAGCAAAGGUAUACUUACAGGAAAGAAGUCUGAUUGGGAAAAAUACAGAGCCAAGUCUUUGGAUUUAAUGGGGAAAAGGUGGAAUGUGUUCCAUUGGUGAAAUGGAGCCACAUGUCAUGUUUCUUACCAAUGCAGGAAUGACAACUCACAUGGUAUAUGAAACGUGCUCACCGUAGCAUUGCUCGCCCAUGGCAUGCUCUGAAGUCGGGAAUCAAAUAUCUGGAAACAUAAAUAGGGAGUUUAUGCCCAUGUUUAAUACUCUUUUGGUUUCGGAUUUCUAAUUGUAACAAAGUUGCUGCAUCUGCUGAAAAGCACCUUCGAUGAAUGCCAUUUGAUUCUUUCUAGUCUGAUACAAGUAGCCUGUUUGUUUGACCAUACUAGUGGAAGGAAUUUGUUACCCGAUCAAUUAUAUAAUCCCAUCGCAUUAAUAAUGAUGGGAUAUUAAUAUCUCAUAUCCUAAAUAUCUUAUAUCCUGAGGUAUUAUAUAUACCUUGUUGUGUGAGGUUUCGUAACUGACGAUUUGUAAUUGUGAAAGAAAGCAUUUUAACAAGCGUAGGAUAUGUGGGGCCCCUUCGAUUUGUUGUACAUAUUGACUGUAUUGAUAUAAAACUCUCCAUAAUUUGGAGACAUGAUUGAAAGCAAGUGUGCAAUGAAAUCUUUACCCUGUGAAGAGGAAGGACAACAUUUGUACAAUACAUUAAUGUGGUCUAGUUCUUCUUGGAUUGCAACCGAAUGCUAGGGAUUGCAUUAGCUAAAACACUCUGUAUAAGUUUAGGACUUUUUGCCUCGUGCCAGUGGUAGUGUCUUCUUGAUGUUUACGCAAAUGCUUUUUUCUUACUAUGCUUUCGGCAAUGGACAUUGUCCUAAUGAUUUGUUCGCAUUAUAUCAACAAGUGUGAUAAAUACUCUUCUACUUCAAGGGGAAGGUUAGUUGAAUAAGUUAUCUACACAUCUUCAACUUGGCCUUCUAAUCCCUUACUUAAAUCUACAAGCUUCUAUGGCCUUCUAAUAUUGAUUGUGUAUGCACCAAUGACGUAUGGUGUCUUUAACUUUGUUUGAAUAGUGAUAUAAGUUUGAAAAUGGUUUAUCCACUUGGAGUUUUAUAGCCAUCUACUUUCAAUAUCCCAUCAACAAGCUCCUGAACAAAUUAAGAAAACACAAUUUAAUUUGUUUCGGUUUUGCUUAUCGUGGAACGUAUGGCAUUUCAGGAUAGUUUAUUGAUUGAGCUACAUUUUCAGCUGAUGAUGAAUGUGGAAAAUGACAAUGUGGAACCAGUGACCGAUUUACAACUUUCUCUCGCUCAAUUCCAUCAGUGCAAUCCAACGAGAUUGAGUGAUUCAGGUGCAGGUGUAAAUGCAGCUUCAAGGGUAGACUUGGCGUUUGUGGCAUCUGACCCCUUAUCCGAACUAGUGUGGUCCCCUCACUAUGGUUUGAGUCUGAAAUGUGCUGAUAGUAGCUUCGCUGAAAGCAAACCGUCUCAUUUGUGGAAUGCAUCAGGACUAAGCCAUAUGGCUCUUUCCCCACCACAAGGCUUCACAUCCGGAGGGACUAGCUGUGAAAAACAUCCCAGAGAGGGGGAAAAUUUGGUUUCAUCUCAAAUGGCAUUCCCCGUGGAGGGGGAAUUUGGCGAGGGAGCUAGUUUUGUUAGGUCUAAUAAAAGCAUUUCACGUGUGAAACCCGAAUUUGGAGCAAGUCAUGGAUACAAUGAAGGAAUCAGUGAUAAUAUGGAGGUACAAAAAGUGGAGAAUACUAAUUGGAAGGACCAAUGCAGUCCGAACAAUAUUCAAGCAAACGUUACAGCUGAAACUAGAGAACACAAUGCAGGUCAGGAAAAGCAGAUAACAGCUUUUGUGCCACUCAAAACAGAUGAGCUCAAAGAUGGCACGGCACAAACUGAACCAUUGUCGUCCUCGGAGCAGAAUGCAGAAGUGAGGAUGACUGAUCCCAGCAUUAGAAACGAAGAUUUCUCAUUAGUAAACGCAGAACAGAAUAGAAAUGAAAUGAAGAAAGAUGGUUUUUCCGGUGAGCCACCUCCUGAAAAGCUAGAAUCCGGUUCUGAAAAUGAUUUACAGUUUCUUAUUGGUAAGCAAGUUCUUUCUGAAGCUUCUCCAACAAACAGUGGGACCCGUUUAGGUAGGAGGAAACGCAAAGAAAAGGCUUUCUCAGAUGGAGAUGACAAGGAAAACAGUCAUGAGAGCGUCGAGAGUUGUAAUAGUGCUGGCCCUACCAGAUUAUUUUCUAUCAGGAAUGAGCAAGAACAGUUGACUGUGGGGAAUAAAAGAGCAAAGAAACAAGUCCAAGUUCGAGAAGGUCUUGGUUCGACGUCCUUUAUUGGACAGGAUAGCUCCUUCAUGAACUGGAUUUCAAACAUGGUGAAGGGAUUAAACAAAACCAAUCCGGAGGCUUCCCCUCUUGCUCUUACUCUUGCUCACAGAAACAACGAUCCCAAAAGCACAAAUGUGGGCUUCCAAAGUAUUUUCCAGUCCAUAUGUUGUUCAAACACAAAGGAACAACAGGAAACAAAAAUGUCGAAUUCUACCAAUACUUUGUCUGCAAAUAUUGUUGCUGAUCCGGAAACAUGCAGGACUAGUUCUUGUUCGGAUCAGAAUAGAGCUUCAUUCAAUUUGGUCUCUAAUAGUGUGAAAGAGGGCGAUGAAAAUGUUGAUUCCAAUGCUCCUGCUGAAGCAAAAGUGAUUAAACCUCUGAGAAGCUUUUGGAUUACUCGAUUUUCUCCCAAAACUCCUCCGCCCGUGUUACAUUCAAACAGUUGUGACCGGAAUGUAAAUGCAGCACUUGAGUGUUCUGUGGAUUAUGCAAGGAAGCUUAUUCCUAGUACUUGCAAUCUUAUUGACCAGAAAAGUUCAGAGGCCAAGGAGAACUCGAGUGAAGACUUGGUUAGUUUUACAGGUAAAGAACUGCAGAAAUAUGCCCCUGAUGCUGAAGCUUCGUUUGGCUUCAAAAGGGUCAGUGGAAAUAAUGCUCAAAAAACCACCUUUAAAUCAAAUCCGAGGCUAAGUUCGCCAAAAUUAAAGAAUUCAGAGGCAAUGGCCUCUGUGUUCGCGAGGAGAUUGGAUGCACUCAAGCACAUCGUACUGCCAGAUGUUGAAAACAAUACAAUUCGCAAAGUGGAAACAUGUUUCUAUUGUGGAAGAAGUGGUCACAUUUUGCGUGAUUGCUUGGAAAUAACUGAAAUUGAGAGGGAAAAUCUCAUGAGAAACCAGUGUUUAUAUGAUGGAGCGGAAGAGUCUCCUUGUUUUUGCAUUAGGUGUUUUCAGCUUGAUCAUUGGGCUAUUUCGUGUCCUGUGGCAUCUGCGACUUCUUGCAGCCAUUCUCGAGUUCCCGAUGCACGUGCUAACUGCGAUGUGGAAAACUAUGGACCGGAUAUCGGUAAGCACGAUGGUUCAAGUUCUGUGGAUAAUACGAAAAAGGAAAAGCUGAGCACUCCUUUGUGCAAUUUGGUCAAGAGGAAUUUUUCAGACAUGCCAAAAGGAGUAUUCAAUGCUAUAAGGAAUCUGCGUUUGUCUCGUACGGAUGUUCUUAAAUGGAUGAAUUCACAUACUUCAUCGUUACACCUCGAUGGUUUUUUCCUACGCUUGCGGCUCGGGAAGUGGGAAGAAGACAUAGGAGGAACAGGCUACCAUGUGGCUUGCAUAACUGGGGAACCAAGAGAAAAAUCACCACAAGGUUCCAAAAAACCAAUCUCAGUAAACAUCGGGGGAAUAAGAUGCUUGGUUGAAACUCAAUAUAUCUCCAAUCAAGAUUUCCUUGAGGAUGAGCUUAUAGCAUGGUGGUGUGCAACUCAGAAAAGUGGGGGUAAGGUCCCUUCUGAAGACCAUCUGAGAUCAAAACUCCAAGAGAGGAAAAUGCUAGGGUUUUAGGAAGCUUGAUGCAUUUCUGUUUUUGUUACUAGAUCUCAAGCUUCAUCAUUCACUAAAGCAGCAAUAGGUUUGAGUUCUAGGUUUUGUGUAAAAUCCAAAUUCGAGAAGCUUGCUGGGAAUUUGAGCUCAGUUCUACUCUGUAAAUGAACAUUGGUUUGUAAUUUGUCUAGCUUGUGUAAUUAUGUAAUCUGUUGGUGGGCUAUA
Rhododendron vialii is the source of this 4234-nucleotide messenger RNA. RefSeq lists its product as uncharacterized. Lineage: Eukaryota; Viridiplantae; Streptophyta; Magnoliopsida; Ericales; Ericaceae. The record is from RefSeq and is a predicted model, not a curated record. The transcript is spliced from 7 exons. Gene Ontology annotation, molecular function: zinc ion binding; DNA binding. Bases 1349 to 4030 code for a protein of 893 amino acids.